UGUAUUUCAUAGGGCGCAACAGCAUCUCAUGAGCGCACCAUGCCAUUGACGACCACAUAGGACUGUUGGGUUGCAUAGACUGACAAAUACUCACUCAUUCAAUCAAUCAAUCCAGCCUUUUUAGCUGAACCGGCUGGUCACUCCCAUGUAGGCCUAUGUAAACAGCUUUGUCGCAAGUGAAAAAAUAUUUUUCAGACCUUUCUUCCCUCCUCCCUCUCUCAGCAUCAAGCGCAGCCCGCACGGAGGGCUCUGGCUGCUGCGACUUUCUCUCAGCCUCUUUGGUGCAAAUGCGAUGAGGAGAAGGGGACUUUCGUCCGCUGAUAAGAAGACGUCUUAGAUGCAAUAGCAGUUUCUUUCUGGAAAUAAAAAACAGAUUUGCGGAAUUGUCAUAUCAAUCAAUCGAAUGAAAGCAGAGCCAGGCCCAUCUGUGCAAUGGUCCCCGUACCCCUGUGUCUCCUGCUCUCAGUGACGUCGCUGGCCGUGGUGGUGGCUGUGGAAGCCCAUGAGGCCACAGGAGGAGAUGACGAGUAUACCUGGCCGCAGUGGAAGGUGCCACUGGUGAGGAACAGGAGGACGGUGGCCCUUAGCAGCCCUGGCUUCACGGCCAAACCUCAGGGAGAGCUGAACGGGACCUGUGGGAUUGAGUGCCAGCGUCGCCUCCCCGACCCCUCUCUGGCUGACCUAGAGGAGUUCCUGUCCUAUGAGACAGUGUACGAGAACGGAACGCGCACCCUGACCUCUGUGUCUGUGCAGGGCCUCGACGAGGUCAACGCUUGGCCUGCUGGGAACUCCUCCUCUUCCUCCAAGUCACGCCGCAGACGGGAGGUCUACGGCACAGACACCCGCUUCAGCAUCGCUGACAAGCAGUUCUCCACUAAGUACCCCUUCUCCACCUCAGUCAAGAUCUCCACGGGCUGCUCUGGUGUCCUGUUAUCUCCCAAACACGUCCUGACGGCCGCCCACUGCAUCCACGACGGACAGGACUACGUGAGCGGAGCACAGACGCUACGCGUGGGUGUCCUCAAGGAGAAAUCCCGGCGAGGGAAAGGGAAGAGAGGACGGGGUAAAGGCAAGAGGAGGAAAGGAGAAGACAAGGAAGAGAAAGAAGUGAAAGAUGGAGGGAAUGAGAGGAAAGGAAGGAAAGGGAAAGACAGAAAGAGCCGCAGUCGUCGCAGCGCAGAGGUCGAGAAGCCAUCCUUCCGGUGGACCAGAGUGAAGCAGACCCAGGUCCCUAAAGGCUGGUUCAAAGGCGGGGCAUCGGACGGUGUGGCGGCUGACUACGACUAUGCCGUGCUGGAGCUGAAGAAGGCCCAGAAGGUCAAGCACAUGGACCUGGGCGUUAUCCCAUCGGUCAAGAAGCUGCCCGCCGGCCGAAUCCACUUCUCAGGCUUUGACGACGACCGGCCCGGCAACUUGGUGUACCGCUUCUGCUCGGUGUCGGAGGAGUCCAAAGACCUGCUGUAUCAGUACUGUGAUGCCAAGCCCGGCUCCAGCGGCUCUGGGGUCUACAUCCGCCUCAAAGAGCCCGGCAAGAAGAAAUGGAAGAGGAAGAUCAUCGGGGUGUUUUCGGGCCAUCAGUGGGUGGAUGUCAACGGCAAUGGGGCGCAGCAGGAUUACAAUGUGGCGGUGAGGAUUACGCCACUCAAGUAUGCCCAGAUCUGUUACUGGGUCCAUGGGGACUCCAGCGAGUGCCGGGACGCCUGAGGGACACACAACAUGCCACAACACCCCUCCACCCUCCUCCCUCCAUCACCAACGAACCAGGGGCCUGCCCGACUGCCUCUCCUCUGUCUUCUUCUCUUUUACCUCCUGUGCUUCCCACUGGCAACUGGCACAGAUUGCCUCAUCACAGCAUUCAUCGCACACAAGCGGCCAUACAGACUUACUGUUGUUGAUUACAGGAACUCGUCAACAGAUCAAAGAGAACUAUGGCUGUUCUGCCUUGUCUAAUUUAUUUAAUUAUUAAAAAGCAAACAUUUUAGAAAUUUAUGAAUAUCAUGAUUAUAUAUUGACAGGUCCUGUGUUUAUGCCAACAGGAAUAUUUUGACAGAUAUUUAGGUUUGACCAAUUUUGAUAAAAUGUUGUAUAUUCAGCUGUUUCAGGGGAGCGAUGCCUGUUAUUUCAUAUAUUCCAGGCAGGUUAAAUGAACGCAGAGACGUUAACAUUUUCAAAUGUGUACCCUUUACUAGCAAAAGGAACAAGAAAGUUUGCAUUGGCUUUGGUGAACGACCCAGAAAAAAGCUACAUUUUUUUCGGGAGAAAUUAACAUUUGAGUAUAUUAAGAGGUUGUAACUGUCUUUUUUCUAAAUAUUUUCUAAAUCAACGUGCUGGUGUUUAAAAGAGUGUAUAUCUAGCUCUUUGAGUUUUCUGUAAUGUCCCUUUUUGUACAACUACCUUUUCUUAUAAGAGUAUGUUUCUAUGACUAAAUAGUGAAAGGUUCCAGAGGGAUCCUGGAUAAAACAUGAUUGUUUUCAGUCCGACCGUUCGUUCUUUUUUUACUCUAGCAGUGCAUUAAAAUGUGGUUUCAUUGCCAUGCACAUAAAAAUUAUGGUGCUUAUCCAGAGACUUGGUGCUAAUUUAAUUAAUAUGAAAUUGUACACUUUGGGGAGACCUAUCGGAAUAUACUUUUGAUAGCCUAGUACUGUAACUAUGUAUUUAAUAUGAGCCUACACAGUGGGUUUGAUGUAACAGAGCUUUCAGAUUAAAAACAUUAAUUAUUCCCAUUAGAUUCAUGUAAUUUGAAGGGUAGUGGUGACAACAAAUGCCAUAACGUUAUUUGAUGAAAACAAUCAUCAUUCUUUAGGGUUCAUGUUGAUGAAUCUUGUUUAUUAUGUGCCACAAUUUAUACGAGUUUGCCAUUGAUGACAAAAUACAUUAAAUUAAUAACAUUUCACCAUGAUUGAAAAAACAACAAAUAAACCAAGAUUACAACUUG
This is a messenger RNA of Salvelinus fontinalis (brook trout), 2935 nucleotides long. RefSeq names its product inactive serine protease 35-like. The transcript is spliced from 2 exons. Lineage: Eukaryota; Metazoa; Chordata; Actinopteri; Salmoniformes; Salmonidae. Gene Ontology annotation, biological process: proteolysis. Gene Ontology annotation, molecular function: serine-type endopeptidase activity. Bases 433 to 1704 code for a protein of 423 amino acids. The record is from RefSeq and is a predicted model, not a curated record.